This is a messenger RNA of Haemonchus placei, 753 nucleotides long. Lineage: Eukaryota; Metazoa; Nematoda; Chromadorea; Rhabditida; Trichostrongylidae. The record is from the annotation of a GenBank genome assembly.
AUGCUUGCUCGUGGUCUUGUGAGAGGUUGUGAAACAGUUCAGUGGUCCAUAACUCGAUCGGUUUCUUCAAAAUAUCCUAAGCCCAAACCACGGCAUUACAGGCGGCGUCUCUUCGAAGCUGCUGUUGCACCUGUACUUCCUGAGAAGCUGCCUGUUUGUACUCCGACUUCCUUUAGUAGGCACAAUGAAUUUGAGUAUGACGAAGUGGAACUGGCUUUAAGUCGGUUAGUGAAGAAAUGGUUGAUUUCGGAAGAAUUCAGAGUUUUAGCAGUCUGUCAGUUUCUGCCUGUACCGGGACGAACAUUAUGGCUAACUAAGAAUCAGUUACGAAUAAAGGGAUUGGAGUUUCGUUCGUAUGGAAACCGUAUCAUGAAAAAAGUAUUCGAAGGCACGCCGCUCUCAACACUGAACCCUCUGCUGGUUGGUACAAAUGCCAUACUGUGUGGAAAAGAUUUGUCGGCGCUCAAGACUAUAAACGAUGAGGCGGAAAAGAUCAGCUGGAUGAUUCCUUUAGCAUGCGUGGCAGAUUCACGUUUGAUGUCAAUGGAAGAGGUGAAAGAAAUCUCUCGAGUUGGUUCACUGAACGAUCAUCGAGUAGAAACGAUCCAAAUUCUAACUUCACAAAUUGGACAGCUUUCACAAACCCUCGAUUCACAGUCUCUUCAGCUCACUUCUGCUCUCGAUCAAAAAGUAGGACACAUUGCCACUCAGAGAUCUUUUGCAAGCAAAAUGCUUUGCGAGCAAGCCAGUUAA